Molecule: messenger RNA, 649 nt
Organism: Staurois parvus
Lineage: Eukaryota; Metazoa; Chordata; Amphibia; Anura; Ranidae
Source: the annotation of a GenBank genome assembly
GUGGCUCGUAAUGAAAGUUAGUUUGACACCCCUACCCUAAGGUUCAGAUCUCUAUUUUAACCACCUCCCAUCCGUCAUAUAGAUGUCAUAUGACGUCCUCCCGUUCUAACCGCGCAUGCGUGGCUCGGAGCUGCAGAGCGGCGAUCGGUGGUGCCCUGUGUCCCUCGGACACAGGAGAUCAACAGAAAGAGCCAAAGAUCAGUGCCACCUGUUAGUGUCCAUCAAUGCCAGCUGUCAGUGCUCAUCCAUGCCACCUGCCAGUGCCACAUCAAUGCCACAUAUCAGUGCCUACCAAUGCACAUCAAUGCCACAUUUUAGUGACCAUCUGAGCUGCCUUUCAGUGUCACCCAUCAGUGCCAUCUAUCAGUGCCGCCUAUCAGUGCUGCCAAUCAGUGCCAGUCAGUGCCGUAUCAGUGCCAUAUAUGAGUGCUGCCUUUCAGUGCCCAUCAGUGAUGCCUGUCAAUGCCCAUCAGUGCCACCUACCAGUGCCUCCUCAUCAGUGCCACCUAUCAGUGCCCAUCACUGCAGCCUCAUUAGCGUACAUCAGUGAAGGAGAAAAAUCACUUAUUUAUAAAAUUGUAUAGCAAAAACUAAGAAAAAGCUUUUUUUUUUCAAACUUUUCAGUGGUUUUUGGUUUAAGAAAAAAUAA